Molecule: messenger RNA, 6999 nt
Organism: Brugia malayi
Lineage: Eukaryota; Metazoa; Nematoda; Chromadorea; Rhabditida; Onchocercidae
Gene: Bma-prp-8
Product: Pre-mRNA splicing factor PRP8, putative
Exons: 44
Coding region: 1-6999 (2332 amino acids)
Biological process (GO): spliceosomal tri-snRNP complex assembly; mRNA splicing, via spliceosome
Cellular component (GO): U5 snRNP; catalytic step 2 spliceosome
Molecular function (GO): pre-mRNA intronic binding; U2 snRNA binding; U5 snRNA binding
Source: RefSeq, a predicted model, not a curated record
AUGUCAUUGCCAGUGUCGACGCCAUUUAGUAAUGUCACAGCACAGUCUGGAACCUUUUUCCAACCACCCACACAACCACAGGCCGGAGGUCAUCAUGCUGUACCGCCACAAAUGCUUCCUGAAAAUAUUUUAGAAGAAAAAGCACGGAAAUGGAAGCAAUUACAAUCGAAACGUUAUGCGGAAAAACGAAAAUUUGGCUUUGUCGAUUCGCAAAAGGAAGACAUGCCACCAGAGCAUGUUCGGAAAAUUAUCCGUGAUCAUGGUGACAUGACGUCACGGAAAUAUCGACAUGAUAAACGAGUUUAUUUGGGAGCUUUGAAAUAUAUGCCCCACGCAGUCUUGAAACUUCUUGAAAACAUGCCAAUGCCGUGGGAGCAAAUUCGUGAUGUUAAAGUGCUUUAUCAUAUAACGGGUGCAAUAACAUUUGUGAAUGAAAUUCCUCGUGUGAUUGAACCUGUAUAUAUGGCGCAGUGGGGUACAAUGUGGAUAAUGAUGAGGCGAGAAAAGAGGGACCGAAGACAUUUCAAGCGUAUGCGUUUUCCGCCAUUUGAUGAUGAAGAGCCACCGUUAGACUACGCAGAUAACAUCCUAGAUGUGGAACCUUUAGAGCCAAUUCAAAUGGAACUUGACCAGGAUGAAGAUAAAACUGUUGCCGAGUGGUUUUAUGACCACAAGCCAUUAUCUACAACUAGAUUUGUUAAUGGAACGACGUAUCGACGUUGGGCGUUCAGUAUACCUAUGAUGGCUACACUAUAUCGUCUCGCCAAUCAAUUGUUGACAGAUCUUGUGGAUGAUAACUACUUUUAUUUGUUUGAUUUGAAAUCCUUUUUCACGGCCAAAGCUUUAAAUGUCGCAAUUCCUGGUGGACCAAAAUUUGAACCGUUGGUUAAGGAUCUUAAUGCACUCGAUGAAGAUUGGAAUGAGUUCAACGACAUAAACAAAGUGAUUAUUAGAGCUCCCAUUCGUACCGAAUAUCGUAUUGCUUUUCCAUUUAUGUAUAAUAAUCUCAUAAACAGUUUGCCGGUGCAGGUAUCUUGGUAUCACACACCUUCCGUCGUUUUCAUCAAAACAGAGGAUCCAGAUUUGCCAGCAUUUUAUUACGAUCCUUUGAUUAAUCCAAUAGCGCAGCGCUCAGCGGAGAAGAGUAAGGAACUCUCUCCAAUCGAUGACGAAGACUUCACAUUACCGGAAGAAGUUGAAGCAAUCUUUAGUGAAACACCGCUUUAUACGGAAAAUACUGGCAAUGGAAUAGCUCUAAUGUGGGCUCCACGACCAUUCAACAUGCGUUCCGGCCGUACACGAAGAGCGAUAGAUGUACCACUUGUGAAGUCGUGGUACCGUGAACACUGUCCCUCCGGGAUGCCGGUGAAAGUUCGUGUUUCGUACCAGAAAUUGCUUAAAGUUUUUGUAUUAAAUGCCUUACGUCAUCGACCACCAAAACCUCAAAAACGACGUUAUCUGUUUCGGUCAUUUAAAUCAACGAAGUUCUUCCAAUCAACUACACUGGAUUGGGUCGAAGCUGGCUUGCAAGUAUUACGACAAGGCUAUAAUAUGCUUAAUUUAUUAAUUCAUCGCAAGAACCUGAAUUACCUUCAUUUGGAUUAUAAUUUCAACUUAAAGCCAGUGAAGACUUUAACAACUAAGGAGCGCAAAAAGUCUCGUUUUGGUAAUGCGUUCCAUUUGUGCCGUGAGAUUUUACGUCUUACAAAAUUAGUGGUUGAUGCUCAUGUCCAGUAUCGAUUAAAUAAUGUAGACGCUUAUCAGCUUGCCGAUGGCCUGCAGUACAUUUUUUCUCAUGUUGGCCAACUUACGGGCAUGUAUCGUUACAAAUACAAGUUAAUGAGACAAGUACGUAUGUGUAAGGACUUGAAGCACCUGAUUUAUUAUCGUUUCAAUACCGGACCUGUAGGUAAGGGACCGGGAUGUGGUGUGUGGGCACCAGGAUGGAGAGUAUGGCUUUUCUUCAUGCGUGGAAUUACGCCACUUCUGGAACGAUGGCUUGGAAAUCUUUUAUCGCGGCAGUUCGAAGGCCGUCACUCAAAGGGCGUAGCAAAGACUGUGACCAAGCAAAGAGUAGAAUCACACUUCGACCUCGAAUUAAGAGCUGCUGUAAUGCACGAUAUCCUUGAUAUGAUGCCAGAAGGAAUCAAGCAGAAUAAAGCACGAGUAAUUUUGCAGCAUCUAAGCGAAGCAUGGCGUUGUUGGAAGGCUAAUAUACCGUGGAAGGUCCCUGGGCUGCCAACGCCGGUUGAAAAUAUGAUUCUGCGUUAUGUGAAAGCAAAGGCUGAUUGGUGGACAAAUUCUGCUCACUAUAAUCGCGAACGCGUUCGCCGUGGUGCUACUGUUGAUAAAACUGUCUGCAAAAAAAAUCUUGGUCGCUUAACGCGUUUGUAUUUAAAAGCUGAACAGGAACGACAACAUAAUUACUUGAAGGAUGGACCGUAUAUUAGUGCUGAGGAAGCAGUAGCAGUUUAUACAACUACUGUACAUUGGCUUGAAUCAAGACGUUUUUCACCGAUCCCAUUUCCACCACUCUCAUACAAACACGACACAAAAUUGCUUAUUCUUGCAUUGGAACGAUUGAAGGAAGCAUACUCAGUAAAAAAUCGUCUAAAUCAAAGUCAAAGAGAGGAAUUAGCAUUAAUCGAGCAAGCAUAUGAUAAUCCUCAUGAGGCACUUUCACGUAUUAAACGACAUAUGCUGACACAGCGUGCAUUCAAGGAAGUAGGCAUUGAAUUUAUGGAUCUCUAUUCUCAUUUAGUGCCUGUAUAUGAUAUUGAACCAUUAGAAAAAGUCACGGAUGCUUAUUUGGAUCAGUAUUUAUGGUAUGAAGCAGAUAAGCGUCGGUUAUUUCCAAAUUGGAUUAAACCAAAAGUUUGGGACACUGUUGAAGGCGAAUGUGAUGUUAUGUUGGAAGCAAGACUAGAAAAAGUUUAUGAAAAAAUGGAUUUAACACUGCUGAAUAGAUUAUUAAGAUUGAUUGUUGACCACAAUAUUGCGGACUACAUGACAGCAAAAAAUAAUGUUUUAAUCAAUUACAAAGAUAUGAACCAUACCAAUUCGUUUGGUAUUAUUCGCGGUUUGCAGUUUGCAUCAUUUAUUGUGCAAUACUAUGGAUUGGUUUUAGACCUCUUAAUUCUUGGUCUUAGACGGGCAAGUGAAAUAGCUGGACCACCUCAGUGUCCAAAUGAAUUUCUCACUUAUCAAGACGUUGCAACAGAGAUUGUGCAUCCUAUUAGAUUGUACUGUCGAUAUAUCGAUAAAAUCUGGAUCUUCUUCAGAUUCUCGGCCGAUGAUGCAAGAGAUUUAAUCCAGCGCUAUUUGACGGAGCAUCCAGAUCCAAACAAUGAAAAUAUUGUUGGCUAUAAUAACAAGAAAUGUUGGCCACGAGACGCACGAAUGAGACUAAUGAAGCAUGACGUUAACUUAGGCCGUGCUGUUUUCUGGGAUAUCAAGAAUCGCUUGCCUCGAUCAGUUACCACAGUCGAGUGGGAGAAUUCAUUUGUAUCGGUGUACAGCAAGGAUAAUCCAAACUUGUUGUUUGACAUGUGCGGUUUUGAGUGCAGAAUAUUACCGAAGUGCCGCAUGGCAACUGAAGAACUGACACAUCGUGAUGGUGUUUGGAACUUGCAGAAUGAGGUGACAAAAGAACGUACGGCACAAUGUUUCCUGAAAGUUGAUGAGGAAUCCUUAUUGAAAUUCCAUAACCGUAUCCGACAGAUUCUUAUGUCUUCUGGAUCAACCACCUUUACAAAGAUUGUGAAUAAAUGGAAUACGGCGCUAAUUGGAUUGAUGACAUAUUUCAGGGAAGCUGUUGUUAAUACUCAAGAAUUACUAGAUUUGUUGGUGAAGUGUGAAAAUAAAAUCCAAACUCGUAUCAAGAUUGGUCUAAACUCCAAAAUGCCCGCCCGCUUCCCACCAGUGGUUUUUUACACACCAAAGGAAAUUGGAGGAUUAGGUAUGCUUUCAAUGGGGCAUGUGUUAAUUCCGCAGUCUGAUUUACGAUGGAUGAAACAAACCGAUCAAGGUGGGAUUACUCAUUUCCGAAGUGGCAUGACGCACGAUGAAGAUCAGCUUAUUCCGAACUUAUAUCGUUACAUUCAGCCUUGGGAAGCCGAAUUCAUCGAUUCACAGCGGGUAUGGGCAGAAUAUGCUUUGAAAAGGCAAGAAGCAAAUGCGCAGAAUCGUCGUUUAACUCUUGAAGAUUUGGAUGAUAGCUGGGAUCGUGGGAUUCCACGAAUAAAUACAUUGUUUCAAAAAGAUCGACAUACGUUGGCAUAUGACAAAGGGUGGCGAGUGAGGACGGAAUUCAAAACUUAUCAGAUUCUGAAACAAAAUCCAUUCUGGUGGACACAUCAACGGCAUGACGGCAAAUUAUGGAAUUUAAAUAAUUAUCGUACAGAUAUGAUUCAAGCUUUGGGUGGUGUUGAAGGUAUUCUUGAACACACGCUAUUUCGAGGUACAUAUUUCCCCACCUGGGAAGGUUUGUUUUGGGAGCGGGCAUCUGGUUUCGAGGAAUCGAUGAAGUUCAAGAAAUUGACAAAUGCCCAACGAUCUGGUUUGAAUCAAAUCCCGAAUCGUCGUUUCACGUUGUGGUGGUCGCCUACUAUUAAUCGAGCUAAUGUUUAUGUUGGUUUCCAAGUGCAACUUGAUCUUACUGGCAUCUUUAUGCAUGGCAAGAUUCCGACAUUAAAAAUAUCGCUUAUUCAAAUAUUUCGUGCUCACUUGUGGCAGAAGAUUCAUGAAUCGGUUGUUAUGGAUUUGUGCCAGGUAUUUGACCAAGAACUUGAUGCGCUCGAAAUUCAGACUGUACAAAAAGAAACAAUCCAUCCUCGAAAAUCUUACAAAAUGAACAGCUCAUGCGCUGAUAUUCUUCUUUUUGCGCAGUAUAAGUGGCAUGUAUCUCGACCAUCACUAUUGGCUGACACGAAAGAUGUAAUGGACAAUACGACUACUCAGAAGUAUUGGCUGGAUAUUCAAUUACGAUGGGGUGAUUAUGAUUCACAUGAUGUUGAACGUUAUGCGAGGGCGAAAUUCCUUGAUUAUACCACUGAUAAUAUGUCUAUUUAUCCAUCGCCAACUGGUGUUUUAAUUGCAAUCGACCUGGCAUAUAAUUUAUAUAGUGCAUAUGGAAAUUGGUUCCCUGGUAUGAAACCACUGAUUCGACAAGCCAUGGCUAAAAUCAUUAAAGCCAAUCCCGCUUUUUAUGUGUUGCGUGAACGUAUUCGUAAAGGUCUUCAGUUGUAUUCAUCUGAACCUACAGAACCGUACUUAACAUCACAAAAUUAUGGCGAAUUAUUCAGUAAUCAGAUCAUAUGGUUUGUAGAUGACACGAAUGUUUAUAGAGUUACGAUCCAUAAGACAUUUGAAGGGAAUUUAACAACAAAACCUAUUAAUGGUGCAAUUUUUAUUUUCAACCCACGAACUGGACAACUUUUUUUAAAAAUCAUCCAUACUAGUGUAUGGGCUGGACAGAAACGGUUAAGUCAGUUAGCUAAAUGGAAAACAGCUGAGGAAGUGGCAGCUCUGAUUCGUUCUUUACCAGUUGAAGAACAACCACGCCAGAUCAUCGUAACACGAAAAGCCAUGUUGGACCCUCUGGAAGUUCACUUGCUAGACUUUCCAAAUAUUGUUAUCAAGGGAUCAGAAUUGAUGUUACCAUUUCAGGCUAUUAUGAAGGUAGAAAAGUUCGGUGAUCUGAUUUUGAAAGCAACUGAACCACAGAUGGUCUUGUUCAACUUAUAUGAUGAUUGGCUAAAAACUAUUUCUAGCUACACAGCAUUUUCACGUGUUAUAUUGAUAAUGCGCGGUAUGCAUAUUAACCCUGACAAAACGAAAGUAAUUUUAAAACCAGACAAGACAACAGUAACGGAGCCUCAUCAUAUAUGGCCGUCUCUGAGUGAUGAAGAUUGGAUUAAGGUUGAAUUAGCCCUGAAAGAUAUGAUUUUGGCUGAUUAUGGUAAGAAAAAUAAUGUGAAUGUUGCAUCACUGACACAGAGUGAAGUGCGAGAUAUUAUUUUGGGUAUGGAAAUCAGUGCACCUUCAGCCCAGCGUCAACAAAUAGCUGAUAUUGAAAAGCAGACAAAGGAGCAAAGUCAGGUGACAGCUACCACAACUCGCACAGUCAACAAGCACGGUGAUGAAAUCAUAUCGGCAACGACAAGCAAUUAUGAAAGUCAAACAUUUGCUUCACGCACUGAAUGGCGGAUUCGUGCAAUCAGUGCAACAAAUUUGCAUUUGCGAACACAGCAUAUAUAUGUUAACUCGGAUGAUGUCAAAGAUACUGGCUAUACAUACAUUUUGCCGAAGAAUGUAUUGAAAAAGUUCAUUAUAAUAGCAGAUUUAAGAACCCAGGUUGCUGGUUAUCUGUAUGGAAUAUCACCACCUGAUAACCCACAAGUAAAAGAAAUUCGUUGCAUUGUACUACCACCACAGUGGGGUACUCAUCAGUUAGUGCACCUGCCUAAUCAGUUGCCCACUCAUGAAUUCAUCAAGGAUCUCGAACCACUUGGAUGGAUGCACACCCAACCAAAUGAACUACCUCAGCUGUCACCACAAGAUGUAACUUCCCAUGCAAAAAUUUUAUUAGAAAAUGAAAGUUGGGAUGGUGAAAAAACAGUUAUUAUUACCUGCAGUUUCACUCCGGGAUCGGUAUCUUUAACUGCGUACAAACUGACACCCAGUGGUUUUGAAUGGGCUCGAAAUAACACUGAUAAGCAGAGUAAUAACCCUAAAGGUUAUCUUCCGUCUCAUUAUGAAAAAGUCCAGAUGCUUCUGUCGGAUCGUUUUCUUGGCUAUUUUAUGGUACCGUCAUCCGGAAUAUGGAAUUAUAACUUCAUGGGUGUUCGACAUGAAGCAAAUAUGCGUUAUGAUUUGAUGUUAACAAAUCCCAAAGAAUUCUAUCAUGAAGACCACAGACCACUACAUUUUCAAAACUUUAAAGGAUUUGAUGAUCCAUUAGGUGUGGCUGCUGCUGACCGUGAAGACAUUUUUGCUUGA